Messenger RNA from Stylonychia lemnae, 5430 nucleotides. NCBI's taxonomy places the organism in Eukaryota, Ciliophora, Spirotrichea, Sporadotrichida, Oxytrichidae. The record is from the annotation of a GenBank genome assembly.
AUGACAGCAUCACUUAAUAUAUAGUCUAGAAUAUCGAUUGGAAACUUGACCUUUCAUAGGAUUUUGUAACCAAUAUUAAAUAAAGUUAGAUUCUGGCUUUAUAAGAUGACGGUUAUUGGUCAAUAGUUACUUAGUAAGCAAGUAAUGAUCGUCACAAGUGUCAGGGAUAAUUUGGUUUUUGUUGCGAAUGACUCGAUAUUACUAGAUUUAUCUUAAUCUUAUGAUCCCUAAGAUCCAGGUACUGCAUUGAGAAUCUUUUGGAAAUGCCCACCGACAGCCUCAAAUCAACAAAAUGUUUGCCCCUCAUAAAGUACCCCUAAAUUUUCUAUAAGUCUUGAUUAAAGAUUAGCGACUUAAUGGAACUAUAACUCAAACAUAACAUUCAAUGUUACUUUAAUCAAUCCAAAAAAUAAUAAAAACCAGACUUACAGUUUAAAUAUUUCUUUUUCUCUUCCUGACCCUGAAUUUCCAAAUUAGACAUGUCCAGAUAUUUAGUUUACCUAGAAUAAUCCUGAGAUGUUCAACAACUAAAAAAAUUAAACUUAGUUGAUAUUCACCAAUAAUCUAACAAAUUACUAUAUAAACUUCCCAAAUUACUAACUAUACUGCAGGUCAACUGAUUAAAAUAUGUUUCAUUCAUUGCAAAUAUUUGACUCAAAUUAGGUAAUCCUACCUAGAGCGGAUAAUAACUUUAUAUUCUUCCUUUAAAAAUAAAUACUUUCCUUAGAGGUAAGCAAAGAGAAAAUAAAUAGUAUGAUAGAGGAUAAAGAAUAUAAUAUAACUGUAAUCAUGUGGUAUAGAAAUAAAACUAAUCAGCUAAAUUACAUCACAAGAAAUAUAUACAUAAAGAGACUGAGAAUGGAAAGCUUUCUCUAAUCAUCUUUUGAUAAAAAAGAUUAUUCUGUAACUACUGGGGCAGAUUUUGUAACUAUUCAAGGCGAUUAGUCUUAUGAUAAUUUAGAUUUGACAAAUAAAAACUUCUCUUAUUUAUGGAAGUGCCCAUUGAAUAUUGAGGAAUAGUAAAAGUGCCCUUUAUCUAAUUCAACAUUUUUCAAUCUCACUUAAUCAAUGAGAAAUGAUCUUUAGAUGAAUAUACCGGGGAGAUUGCAUAGAUUCUAGUUACAAAUAUAUGAUUGGACAAGAAUAUCUGAAAAGGCUAAUACCACUGUGCUUAUCUUGCCUAAUGCUACUGAGAAGUCUUGCUUGACAAUUUAAAUGAUAAAUAGUAACUUAACAAACCAAAUUCAGAGCAUUUAUUAGUAUCCAUUGAUCCAUUAACUAAAUAUCACUUAAUACUGUCCAGAUAUUAACAUUAAUUCGAUGAGAAAUAUCUUACUAGAUGGAGAGGAAGUAGCAUCUUUUAUACAAGUUAGUCCGUUUCAAGGUUUUAAAAAUAAUUAUGCGCUUGUCUAAUAUAAAGAUCUAAAUCAAACUCAACUAAAAUUAAGAUCAAACUAUACAAUCGAGUAUGAUGUAAUCAGAGACUAUGAAUCAAGCUAUUCACUGAGUCUUGAAUACUAGCUAAUUAAAAUUGGUUAGCAAUAAUAAAUUCAAGAUGACUUAUACAUAAAUGGUCCUGAUGUUAUGAAUCUCGAACAGAGCAGAAAUGGCUUAGUUUUAAGAUUAUUAAGUAGAAGCAGUUCUUCAGUAAUUAGGUCAGCUAAGAUUUAAUGGAUUUGUGAUUCUAUACUUUAGAUUAGCUCGAUCUGCUCAAACAGCUAAUCAACUGUAUUCACUCUAUCUUUUUAUGAUUUCAACUACUAUUACUUUAAAUAAUACGUAGAGGGGAAUAUCUUCAAAUUUACUGCUGUUGUUGGAGAUCAAACUUUAUCUCGUUCUGUUCAUUUUUCAAAAGUUAGCUCAUAUUUACUACCAAAAGAUUGCUAUAUAGGCAACAAUCAAAAGGAUGGUGUUUUUAAUGUUACCACAAUGAUCGCUUUGUCAUUUAUAUGUGACUAAUCAGAGCAAACUAUCUUGAAUAAUGCUUAGGCAAAUUUUAAAUGGCUAAUUGAUAAUGUGACAUUGGAUCAGUAGGCGAUUAAUCAAUCAGACUUCAAGCAAAUAAUCAAGUUAAAGCCUUAUUCUCUAAUGCAAAAUAGAUAUUAUGAUGUGAAAUUUACUAUAUAAUAUUCAGAUAGCAAUAAAGCUAUCUACACGUACAGAAUUAACACAACUUUUCCAAAUAAUAAUUUUACAUUUAUUGAUGGAACAUUUUAGCUUUUAAGAUAAUCAGGAUUUUUUUAUUAGACAAUGUUUAGUCUAUAAUUUAGUUAAAACGGAUGGCUCUCUCUUGUAGGUGAGAAUAAAGGAAGUUUAAAUAGAUUUUACUCAGUCAGAAUUUUUGAUGGAUCAUAUUGGUACUAUCUAUAAUCAUUUUACCUUUUAGAAAAGAAUUUAAGUGGUAUUUACCUACCUCAGUAUACAAAAAUCAUUCUUGAGAUUUAAAAUAAUUAUGGCUAUAUUUGGUAGUAUGAAUUCCCUUAAUAUAAUAUUUACAAUGACCCUCAAUACAGUUUGGAAUUUAUCCUUGAGAUUGUGUAUAACAGAACUCUGCUAAUUGCUGAUCCAAUUGAUUCUAUCUCAUCUCUGUUUUUGGUGAAUCAACUUUUAAGAAGAACAUCAACACAGCAGUUCUCAAAAGUUAAGUAUCUGAAAUUGAUUGAGUCAAAGCUUUAUGAAGCUGCGUCAUACUUAGAGAUUAAUCAAUACAAAUACUGUAUAAUAUAGAUUACAUGCAUAAGAAUCAAACAGAAUAUGCUGCUUUUGGCUUAUUAGUACUUUAUGCUUUCUAAAGAUUACCAGACUAAAUAAAGCUAUGAUAUGGAUGAUAAUUAUAUGAACAAGAUUAUAAUAUUUGCUCUUGAUAGUCUGGAUGUGCUUUUAUCUGAUGUUAAUUACAGACUGGCUUAGAUGAUAUAAUUUGUUAUUUUUUCCUUGAGUCCCUAACCAAUGAACUAAUACAAAAAAUAGCUAGAUCUUAUAAGGCAAUUUGAUAUUUAAAGCCUAGCACCUGGUGAAUAAACAAUUACCUCUAAAAAUGAUAUAAUAGAAGUCAUCUAAAUUUUAGACCCUUCCAUGAACUUUGACUUUAGUAAGGAUGGCUUCUCUGUUAAAGUUCCACAAUAAGUUAUUUUUGAACUAUAUACUUAGAACCCUAUUAAUCAACCUAUAUAUAUUCAAAUUAAGGUCUUCACUCCAGAGUUAGAAAAGGAUAUAAUUUAUCUGACUAAGUAUCAAACAGACCUGAUCAUUCUAAAUUCUAUUGGAGAUAGAUUGUUUGUUAAGAAUAUUUCCUCAAAAAUUGAGAUUAAAUUCCCAUAUCAGCCACAGCAAUCUGAUAUUUUCAGCAAUUUACCAGUAAUAAAGCCUCUUUGUGUUUAUAGAUAAGACUCUAAUCAAGUUUGGGUUAGUGAUGGGGUUUUAAUUAUUUAGGACAGUACAGAUAAUUAUACUUGCCAAACUACUCAUCUUACUUAAUUCAGUUUGAUAGUUGAUCCUGCUAGCUACUAGAGAUAAAGUUCAUUCUAACCAAUAUAUUUUUACUCAGAUAACAAAGAUUCAUAUCUUAUAUUGAUUGUAGUAUUAGUACUGAUAUUCCUAUUUACCACAGCAUUUUCUAUAUAUCAUCACAGAUACAAGCUUAAUAAGAAUAAGGAAAAUAUAGAGACCUAGUAAAUGAUGACCAGUGAUAAUUUAGUUGAGACCAGCAUGAUCAAGUACGAUUAUGUUUUCAAGAAGGAAAGAGUCUUGAAAAAAUUGUACCUGAUUAAUAGCACUAUUGGUAUUAUGUGCAUUUACAUUAAGAAGGUAGCAUUGGCCAUGAGACUUUAAAUACUUUACAGUGAUAUACUUAUAAUGGGAUUAGGUGCAAGUAUCUUUUUCAUUCAAUAAACUUAGACUGGGGCUUCAAUAUUUAGCCAUCAAGAAUUCAUUGAUGCCGUUAUUAUUGCAGUAAUAAUCUACUUAGUAUGGCUAAUUCCAUCUUAAUAAAUACAAAAUUAUCUUAUGGGUAAAUUCAAUCUAAGAUAUAAAAGGAAGAGUAAGCAUAGUAAAAGGGAAAGUGCCAGAUCAAAUCAUUAAGAAUCCUCAUCUGGCAAGUAAAAUAGACAUUAGCCAAAGUACGGGAAUCAAACUGUGUUAUCAGACACAUUGGCUAUUAAAAAUCUAAGAGACUAAUUCAAUAUUGAAGAUAUCAAUGACCAGACUAAUUAAAUCUAAUUAGAUAAAGAUCAAGGGCAGAAUAAGCAAGAUGAUGCAGCAGACAUUAAUAAUAAGCUGAAAUAUUCAGGCAGCAUGUGGAAGACCUUAGACUAAAAAUAAUUGAAUGAGAUAAAUCCUCGAUUAAGCAAUAUUAGUAACAUCCAACAACAUAUGAUGAUGUCUGAGCGCAAGUACUCUAUGAAAGCCAAUGAUGAUUUUGAUUCUCUAGUAAAUAUUGGAGAUUCCCUAGAGUUUGACUAAUCACGUGAAAAAAUAAUACUCUGCUAUUCAGAAGCAAUACACAUUAAGAUACCUAAGUUUGAAAUGAAAAACCCAAAUGAUUAAUUCGGUUCAGGCCGAAGAUCCCCUAGGCUAGUUUAGUCUCAUGGAAUAAAAAUAGACAAAUUGGAAAUUGAUCCAGAUUAAACCCCUUCUGUUGGUCACAUCGAUUUUUAUCCCAAAAAUCAGGACUCAACUUCUAAUCCCAAGCUAGAAGAUAAUGAUGUCUCCUUGAGAGGGACAGACCUUAUUAUUAAAGAUACCUCUUAAUUCAAUGUUGAGGCACCUUAUGUUUAAACUUUUAGGCAAAGUCUUUAAAAAUCAGAUAAAUCCAAGCGGUAGAUAGAUAUAGCUGACAUCAUAUUAGACUUACAGUUACCAGAGGAGCAUAACUUCUAAGAAGAAUUAGGAAAUAUUGAUUCAUCUCAUACUAUUCACAACUAGUCGCAUUUUGAGUAGAGCAAAAAUGAUGAUAAGUAGUUCGAUAGAUUUAGGAAAUACAUAUCUAUACAUAUCUUAUUCAAUCUCUUAUUGUUAGCAAUUAUACUUUAUCUUGGAACUCUGCUUAGCACUGUGAGUUUAGAAGCAAUGGCUAUAUUCUAUGCAUCUAUAAUAAUUAUUGGAUCUAUAAUUAGUAUGAUCAAAGCUCUUGUCAUUAGACCUAAUUUAGAACAGUCAAAUAGAAAGAUAAAACUGAAAUAGAUUGAUAGCAAAUGUCGCUUAUUUAUGAUAAGGCUUUUGAUUGGUGAUUAUUUGAUCAGAGUUAUCGAGAAAUAUAUAACAUAAAGAUGCAUAAAAAAGAUAGUGGCUAUUUCCCAGAAUGAUAGGAGCACUUUUAAUAGAGAUUUAUCACCUCAUACCAAACGUAACAUUCUAAGCCAUGAAAAUAGCUAAAAUGGUCCAAUUACUAUGAUCAGAUAAUUUACAGGAUCAAGGACCUUUGAGUAUUGA